Molecule: messenger RNA, 477 nt
Organism: Diabrotica virgifera virgifera (western corn rootworm)
Lineage: Eukaryota; Metazoa; Arthropoda; Insecta; Coleoptera; Chrysomelidae
Exons: 1
Coding region: 1-477 (158 amino acids)
Source: RefSeq, a predicted model, not a curated record
AUGACGUGCAAUCCUAAAUGGCCUGAAAUAGAAAAGUUUAUGAGACCGAAUCGGUGCGCUCAAGAUAGGCCAGACAUUACGGUUCGUGUAUUUCGCCUCAAAGUAAAAGAGCUAAUUCACGACAUUGUCGUCAAGCAAGUUUUAGGCGAAGUGAGCACUUUCAUAUAUGUUGUGGAGUUUCAAAAAAGAGGUUUGCCACAUGCACAUAUAUUGGUAACAAUCAGAAUAGAAGAUCGGCCUGUAGACGCAAAUGACAUAGACAGCGUCAUCUGUGCUGAAAUUCCCGAUCCGAAUACCGAACCGGAAUUGAAUGAUUUGGUGCUUAAACCUAUGAUGCAUGGACCAUGUGGUAUUAAAGAUCCAACAUGCUCAUGUAUGCAAAACGAUGAUAAUGCGUGCAGCAAUAAAUAUCCGAAAGAAUUUCGCGAAACAACCCUACCGAAUACCGAAGAAACAACGGAAGAAGUGGAAAGGUAA